AUGUCACUGGUGCCAACGACAUAUCACGAUCUUGCGCGUGAACUCGAUCGUCCGCCGCUCUAUUAUCCGCCAUAUGAUUUUCAUUUGUAUCCCUACCUUUGGGAUGAUCCGCGUCUGUGGUGGCCCUCUACGAAUUCAUUGCUGAGACCGAUGGACGAGCUGGUUACACGUCGUGUACGCAAUCAAUCGAUUCAAUCGCAACUGCUGGACUGGGCCUAUCCCGUGCGCUGGGACAACUACUACAACGGUGAACGAGUCCAUAUCGAUGACAAGGGUUUCCGGGUCGAAAUAGAUGUGCGCCAAUUCAAACCCCAUGAAAUUGUGGUCAAAACCACCGACGACUAUGUCAUUGUGGAGGGUAAACAUUCGCGACGCAACGACGGCAAUGGCCUUGUGGAGCGCCAUUUCCUUCGCAAGUAUCUGUUGCCUCGCGGAUUCAAUGCCAACGAGGUGAUUUCGGACUUGUCCUCCGAUGGUAUAUUGAGCAUCAAGGCACCGCCUCCACCACCAGUGAAAUACUACAAGCCAGGUGAACGUUUGGUCAAGGUCCAUGAAACGGGCAAACUGGCUCUGCCAUGGAAAUAG
This is a messenger RNA of Musca vetustissima, 585 nucleotides long. Its product is annotated as heat shock protein 27. Lineage: Eukaryota; Metazoa; Arthropoda; Insecta; Diptera; Muscidae. Gene Ontology annotation, molecular function: protein folding chaperone. The coding region runs from base 1 to 585 and encodes 194 amino acids. The transcript has a single exon. The record is from RefSeq and is a predicted model, not a curated record. Gene Ontology annotation, biological process: response to heat; protein refolding.